Messenger RNA from Zymoseptoria tritici IPO323, 708 nucleotides. RefSeq lists its product as uncharacterized. The transcript has 6 exons. NCBI's taxonomy places the organism in Eukaryota, Fungi, Ascomycota, Dothideomycetes, Mycosphaerellales, Mycosphaerellaceae. The record is from RefSeq and is a predicted model, not a curated record. The coding region runs from base 1 to 708 and encodes 235 amino acids.
AUGCACGAUCUUGUGCCAUCGAUCGUAAAUCCCGCGCCAGCAUCAGCGACCGAAAUCUCCGAACUUCUACCAUCAGCGUCCUCCUAUCUCGCUCGACCAGGAUGCCAGAUCUGGGUGACAGUGCAUCAACGAUUCACCGACGAUGGUCGUUCCACCGAUCACAGGAUCUUCCACGUGUCGCUUACUGCCUUUUUCAAGGAUACCUGGGAAACCCCUCUUCGAUCCGGAGAUGAGCACCAGAUCGUGGCAUCGCCCGAUACUGGGACACCACGCUUUCCGAGUCGGAGAUUGAUUCUCUGGAGCGCGGAACGCAGCGAGAGACGUGCGUUCAGUGUUGAUCGACGCAUCAAAGACUCCGCCCUGGCCGGUAGUCUCGCGAGAGUCUUGCUGCCCAAUCUAUAUCAUCUCGGAGAUAUGACUGAAGUGCACGUACCUGUGCGAGCACGCGUGCGACCAUCAAACCGAAUCAUUGACCGCAAAAACUCCCACUCCCUCGAAGGCACCAUGCACUUCUCCACCCGCUUCCUGGCCCUCGGCGCCCUCGCGACCCUUCUCUGCUCAACUCAAGUCCUCGCAGGAGGCCACUGCGUCGAGAGCUUCUGCGCCCCGGCGACCAAAUACGACGAUUGCAAUUGCGGUGGCUACGACCCCAACUUGAAGCAGUUCGUAAAUGAACCGGGUUCAUGCGGAGACGAUGGGGGUCGCUAG